This is a messenger RNA of Brassica oleracea var. oleracea, 1288 nucleotides long. Its product is annotated as GATA transcription factor 24-like. Lineage: Eukaryota; Viridiplantae; Streptophyta; Magnoliopsida; Brassicales; Brassicaceae. The record is from RefSeq and is a predicted model, not a curated record. Bases 151 to 1023 code for a protein of 290 amino acids. The transcript has 8 exons. Gene Ontology annotation, biological process: regulation of DNA-templated transcription. Gene Ontology annotation, molecular function: protein binding; sequence-specific DNA binding; zinc ion binding.
AAAAAAGAAAUCAAAAUAAAAAAUCAAUAAAAAGAGGUACCUUUUCCGGCAUCGCCUUGGAUAAUCAAAUCAUCCGUUAAUCGUGAAUUACUACCACUUCACCAUCCUCCCUCCACACUUCUUGCUUGCCUUUCUCUGAAACAACAGACCAUGGAUGAUGACCUUCAUGGAAACAACGGUGGAAUGCACAAUGGCGGCGGAGUUCAAGAUCCAAAUCACUCAAUGCACGUGCAGUAUGAUCAUCGCGGUAUGAUGGAUGAGCAGCACGCUGAUGAUGUGAUGAACGAGGGACUGGAGGCAGACAUUCCUUCUCACCUUGGCAACACAUCUGAUCAUCGCGGUGAGGUUGUGGACCGUGGCAGUGAAAAUGGAGAUCAGUUGACCUUGUCCUUUCAGGGACAAGUUUAUGUUUUUGACCGCGUCUUGCCUGAGAAGGUUCAAGCUGUGCUUUUGUUACUUGGAGGAAGGGAAGUACCAAAUACAGUCCCGACAACCGUAGGAUCACCUCAUCAGAACAAUAGGGUACUGGGUCUAUCUGGUACUCCUCAAAGGUUUAGUGCCCCCCAAAGGCAAGCCUCGUUGCUCAGAUUUAGGGAGAAAAGAAAAGGGAGGAAUUUUGAUAAGACAAUUCGCUACACUGUCAGGAAGGAGGUAGCAUUGAGAAUGCAACGUAAGAAAGGUCAGUUUACAUCUGCCAAGUCAAGCAAUGAGGAUUCUGCAUCCAAUGGAUCGGAUUGGGGCUCAGGCCAGAGCUGGGCUUUGGAAGGAACUGAGACUCAGAAGCCAGAGGCUUUAUGUCGGCACUGUGGAACCAGUGAGAAGUCAACUCCAAUGAUGCGACGUGGACCUGAAGGGCCAAGGACACUUUGUAAUGCAUGUGGACUAAUGUGGGCAAACAAGGGGGCACUUAGGGACUUAUCCAAAGCCCCUCCUCCUCCAACAGCCCAGAAUCUGCCUGCAAAUAAAAUUGAUGAAUCAAUUCUUGAGGCUGAGCUAGCUGGGGACAUUAGCAACUCACAGUGAGAGAGUAAGUGAGUAAACAAACCCAUUGUAAGCAAUAAAAAACGAUGUGAGUUUGGUUGAUGAGGGUUCUUUGGGACACUCAUAAUCUGUUGUUGUAUAAUUUUUAGAAAGAUCACUCAUGAGAAGAGAUACAAAUAAAAGAUAUUUGCUCAGUCUCUUCUGUAUGUUUGAUUUGUUUCACAAGUCUUUUUAUUUAUCUUUUUCCUCAGGUAGAAACAGUGAACUUCUUGUAGCUUUUUAAAAUUUAUUGACACACAAUAAAACA